This is a messenger RNA of Drosophila busckii, 1299 nucleotides long. RefSeq names its product pickpocket protein 19 (gene ppk31). Bases 1 to 1296 code for a protein of 431 amino acids. Lineage: Eukaryota; Metazoa; Arthropoda; Insecta; Diptera; Drosophilidae. The transcript has 6 exons. The record is from RefSeq and is a predicted model, not a curated record. Gene Ontology annotation, molecular function: ligand-gated sodium channel activity. Gene Ontology annotation, cellular component: membrane. Gene Ontology annotation, biological process: sodium ion transmembrane transport.
AUGAACUGGAUACGCUAUUUGCCUUUGGCCUUAAAAGGGUUAUUCUAUGUUGUAACACUUGGCAUAAGCAUACCGUUCAUAGCGUCUGUAUCUAGGUCGCUGCUAAAGAGUUUUGUUUCCUCCUCGGUGUCCUUUAAUUUGGAUACAAUUUAUCUCAACUGGAACACCACAUUUCCAGCUAUAACUGUUUGCGAGCUGUACAAUUCCGAAAAGAUUUGGGACUUGAGUGAUUCACACUUUGGCAUUGAGCAUGAGCUACACAUAGAUGAUUUUAUAAGCGACAUUGCCUUCUUCAGGGGCAUUUGCAUAAGCUGUGAAAACUGCCAUCGUCUGCCCUGUCCAGACAACUUCACCAUGCUGCUGGAAGUGUUUCGUUCCAAGUGUCAUGAGCUUAUUAUAGAAUGCAGCUAUCUGAAUCAUAUAUUCGACUGCUGCGAUCAGUUUUUGCCACUGCAUACAGAGUACGGCGUUUGUUACUCCUUCAACUCUAAUCAGGCACAUAAGUCAUACUUGGCACAGUACAAAAACAAUCGUCAAACUGGCGCUGGACAUUUAAAGUUUCAUGCUGCAGCGGAUAUACAAUUGCAUGUGCAUGCGCCCAUCGAUAUACCGUUUCCCUUUGCCGAGGGCAUGGUCAGGGAUACAGUGCUGCUGGGCAGCUAUAAGGAGAUUAUACUAAAUGUGAUUGAAGUCUACAAUCAUGAGAGCGUGAAUGAGCUGAGUCCGGAGCAGCGACGCUGUCGUUAUAGCAAUGAGCACUUGCCUGAGGGUUUGGGCUUAUAUGAAUUCUACAGCUACUCUGGCUGCAUUAUUGACUGCACUGUAGCUAAGCACUUGCUGUAUUGCAACUGCACCAGCCAUUUUAUGGCCAUGUCCAGCAGCAACUUGCUGCCCGUCUGUGAUUAUCGUGGACUCAUUUGCCUGACCAACAAUCAUGACAGAGUCUUGGCGGAGCGCAAGUCUUGCGAGUGCAUGAGCUCCUGCGAAGAGCCCGAGUACAAUAUUAUACACAAUACAGCAGAUGACAAUCAAGAAGCUGAGCGCGAGGCUUCUGAUAUACAUGUGGCUCUCAUAGAGCUGCCAACUCAGCGCUACGUGCGUCGCGUAGCUAAAUCCAAUCUGGACUUGUUAAUUGCAGUUGGUGGCCUGGUUAGCCUUUUCUUCAAUACCUCCUUGCUGCGCAUCUUGGAAGGCAUAUAUCUCUGCUUCAAAUAUAGAAAAGUCAUUACACAGUUUGCUGUUGGUUUUUUGGUUGGCACAUUUAAGUAUUUACAGAUUUUGACAAAAUUAAAGUAAAUC